CUUCCUGUCUCUCUCUCUCCCACCUCUGUCAUCUCGGAGAAGAAGGGGAGAAAGUCAUUAGGCAUAAAUGGGGAGGAGAGAGCAGCUAGUGGUUGCUAUCGCCAUGAAAUUCAGGGCAAAGCUCAGAGCCAGUGAGAGAUAGUGAGAGGACUGCACUGGGGAAUAUCUGCUGAGAGAAUACAAUACCUUUUCAGCUCAUUAAGUUGGAUAAACAAAGGGCUCAGUGUAAGAGAUGAUGAGAAUCAUGGGCAGCAGCAGGGAAACAUUGGAAAAUCAGUAACUCCAGAGGGGCGGUGGCAGAGCAUUAAUGGGAUGCCAUUCAAUGUACUUGAAGACAACAACAACAGCCUCAGUGACAGAGACAUUAAACGAGAUGGGUAAUACCAUGAGAGGCAUCAUUGCCUUCAUUCCCUCAGAGCGCUGCCAGCGUUUCUUAGUGGGCGACCUGAAGGAGAUGCCACUUGAUCGGACCUUGGACCUGAGCAACCGGCAGUUGCGUCGGCUGCCUGUUGCAGCCUGUGUCUUCAAUGAACUAGUGAAACUCUACUUGAGUGACAACAACCUCAGCAGUUUACCAGCUGAACUACAGGGCCUGAAGAAGUUGCAGCUCCUAGCCCUCGACUUUAACUGCUUUGAAGAACUCCCUGCAGUCGUCUGUAGAUUGCCCCAGCUCAGCAUCCUUUACCUGGGUAACAACAGGCUUUACCACCUCCCAAAGGAACUGAGAGAGCUCAAGGAACUCAGUACUCUGUGGCUGGAGACUAAUUGCUUCACUGUCUUCCCUAAGGUUGUUUGUGAGCUCUCUAAUCUCAAGACCCUGCACCUAGGGUAUAACCAGAUACAGAGUUUACCCAGAGAGCUUAGUAUGCUAGAAGAGCUAAGAAGUAUCUGGCUUGCAGGGAACCAGCUGGCAGAGUUCCCACAAGUACUGCUGGAAAUGCACUUAUUAGCCGUCAUCGAUGUGGAUCGGAACAAAAUACGCCGCUUCCCUGGCCUGUCCCACAUGCAGGGGUUGAAACUUGUUAUCUAUGACCACAACCCAUGCGUUAAUGCUCCGGCAGUAGGCGAGGGAGUCAGAAGAGUCGGGCGCUGGGCGGACAGCUCAGAUGAUGAACAGGAAGAUGAAGGGUCAAAAGCAGCGAGUGAGACUACAGCAGAGGUCACAGAAACACACCCAGAGGAGGAGCAAAACAUUUAGGUUCAAGGAACAAAGUGACCUUCAGCUGUGAUGAGAUGUGGACGUACAGGAUGAGUGGAACACUUAAGCUUGAGGUGGUGUGUUGUGCAUCAGGCUGAGGGUUGGUCCAUAUAUAGUAAAGAUCUUAUGAGCUUUAGUGUAAGACACAAAGUAGUCCAAAAACAUGACCUGCUUUAAAAGUGGAAAUUUGAAUCCUGACACAAAGAAAAGUUUCAAUAUGCUUGGUUACUUACACUGAAUAAAAUGUUUUUGUCAUAUUUGAAUUUGUAAUUUUUUUUUUAAAUAAGAUAAGUUGCAUCAGCAGUGACAAUGCAAACUAUUAAUUUCCACAGAUGUCAGAUUUUCUGUUCGUCAAAACUAUUUUAUUUUCAUUAAGACAUAUAUAGAAUUUUACAGGUAGUAUCUGUGGAAUCAAAAUAAUAUGGACAGCAUGUAUUGCUACUCUAUACGUAUUAGUAAUGUGUAUGCAGGACAGCAAUACGUUCAUACUUUUAUUGGUCAUCUAAUAAUCUGUUCGUAACCCUGGUGUCAGUGGAAACAAAAUAUAACCAUUCAAUCAACAGAAGGCUCUAGUUGGCAGCAUCUAGGUUGUGUGAAUUUCAGCUAUUGAGAAAAAGAAACAGAUAUAGAACAUUGCAUAAAUUCUUGUUCAAGUAAAGUCUGAAAUAAUAUCUGUACCUGCUGAGGCUGAAUACAGUGGGGUUUUUAAUACCAGUGAUGGAUGAUUUAAGUCAAUUAGUGCACUCUUUAUCCAGACCAAUGCAUAAUUCAUCUGAUAGAUUGGGCCUGUGGCUUUGAAUAAAGACUGCUAAUGGGCCUUAAUAUCAUCACCAUAAGGUUCUCAUCUAAAACAGAUUGUAAGUGCAUCUUUCCAAUUCCUCAGUGUACCAGGAAAAUGUUCCAUAAACAAGAUUACAUGUCAUCAGUGUUUCAUUUUGCACAUACUGAUUUUUUUUUAAAUGUACAAAAAUCGAUUAUAACAGACUGCAUACCAACUCAUUUACUGGAAAUUUGAUUAUUUCAAACCAUGAGAACACAAUAAGCUACUUUAUUUACAGCUACAACAAAUACUUUGCUUGUUUCUGUAAGUCCAAAAGAUUCUAUGAACAUAUAAAGGCUUCUUUCUAUUUUAUCAUUCAAUUACUGUACAGCGUAUGUCAAAGGUGAACUUCUCGAUUCUGUUACACUGUCUGCCAGCAUGCCAAAUUUAAGCUGUGACAACAUAUGAUGUUCCAUUUAGUUUAGCUUUAGGUCUCAUGAAUUAAUCAGAUCUACCUUUAUUAAGUGUGUGAUCACAACCUGACUACAAUACGGACAUAAAACAUCCUAACCAUCUUAACUUACAAAUAGAUUUCUAGCUAAGUGUGUUGAUGCAAAGCACAUCUAUUGUAGGCAAUUUCAAUAAUGAGUUUCUUUCCUGAGCUUCUUGACUGUUUGCCAACCAUGGGACUGCAUUUCGUGAUUCAGUUUUCAAUUCAAGUGUCACUCAUGGUAUUGGAAUAAGCUGGAUCAAAGGGCUUUGUACUUGCAAAACUGUACUGUAGUUAAUAUCACCCUUCAUUAAUUGUCAUAAAUCUUUGUCAAAAAAUUGGUUGUAAUGAUUUUUUAAAAGACUUUAUCAGAAUAAUAUUGAAUGGUACA
This is a messenger RNA of Scatophagus argus, 2839 nucleotides long. It is a transcript of the gene lrrc10, whose product is annotated as leucine rich repeat containing 10. The record is from RefSeq and is a predicted model, not a curated record. The transcript has 2 exons. Bases 308 to 1198 code for a protein of 296 amino acids. Gene Ontology annotation, molecular function: protein binding. NCBI's taxonomy places the organism in Eukaryota, Metazoa, Chordata, Actinopteri, Scatophagidae.